This is a messenger RNA of Carya illinoinensis, 828 nucleotides long. RefSeq lists its product as uncharacterized. Bases 106 to 519 code for a protein of 137 amino acids. The record is from RefSeq and is a predicted model, not a curated record. Lineage: Eukaryota; Viridiplantae; Streptophyta; Magnoliopsida; Fagales; Juglandaceae. The transcript has 2 exons.
CUGGAAACAAACUCUAUAAAGGGAAUAGAACGACGCCAUCGUGUGUUGCAUCCUCUCAUGUGAUAUGCAGCACUAGGUGUUGACGCCAAGAACCUGCAGGUCGCCAUGAAUCCUGGUCCUGAUGACAAGCCUACGAACAGUGUCACUUAUAAGAAUCUUGAAAUCAAGGUGCCUUCUAUCGUACUGGAGGUUUCUGUUAAGGAGAAAACCAACGGCGAAGAUGACAUUUUCAAUCCUGAAGAUGAUAAAUACAAAGUGAUAGCCAAGGCUAAGAAAAUUUUGGAAAGCUAUGACAUCCAAGAGAUGAAAAAUGUUGUGAAGGAUAAAAAUCUUGGGCCUGCACUUAAGAAAGAGAUUGAAAUAGCCAUUGACCAUUUGAAUAAGUGGUUAGAGUACGUUAAGAAUCCGCAGACAAACGAAAAGGAGAUCAAGAAAUAUCUAAAAAAGAAUAAACAAGAAAUCUACGAUCCCAUCGUUAAAAAGAUCAAACAAUUUAAACAAUCGAGCAGCUCCACUUGAUCAAGUUAGAGAUGACUGCUAUAUAUGUAGUCGAUCUGCUGAAUGGAACUUGUACUAAAGUUGAAAUGAUAUUAAUAUGUUACCACUUUGUUUGUCGGACCUUUUAAUUGUACUAGUUUUAAGAUUGUUGGUGUGUUUAAAUUUGCACUUAGUAGUACUGUUCGAUCGUUACAUGUUGCAAUAUUUGAUAUUUUGGGGGGAAAUUUCUGGUUGUUGUUAUAUCUAUGUUGGUGUUUUUUACUCCUUAGAGUGUUACAACUUGUUUGGGAGGAAAGGAUGGAAUGGAAAAAAUAAAAUAAUUUUAGAAUA